GGUCUGCGUCGACGGGGAAGGGGCGACAAUUGCGCAGGCGCAGUGCUGGACCGCGCGGGCGUGAGAAAGCGCACGGGGGAGUCUGAGGGGACGGUUCUUUGCGGCGGGCAGCCACCCGCUCGUUUGCCCGUUACCCUCGGCGUGCUUGGCUUUACUGAACCGUGACAGGCAGCUCCCGCCAGAGCUGCGGGGUCAGAGCUGGGGUGGAGCCUUUCUUAGCUCCGGCCGGUGGGGAUGCCAGAGGCAGGUGCCGCUCACAGGGCGUUGUGCCCAUGUCAAGGCUUGUUUCGCGGCCCGGUGGGGCUCAGGUGCCCUGCUGGGCUCGCCCACGGAGCUUGGGUGCCCCGCUGUGUUCGGCCGGGCGAAGCUCCUCUCUGACUCUGGAGAUGACCGAGUGGGGUGCUCUGUGGAGCGCCACCCGGGCCUGGCCCGAACAUGCGCUGUCCCUUACAGCGAAGCGUGCGGGUAGUCAUGGCAUGGUCCUUUUCUCCUUUCGUACCCGCUUGGAGGAGCCGUGAGACAGUCAGCGACGCUGACAUUUGAAUUCUCAUAAUUGGAUCGCUCAGUUAAAACCUCACGGAGAUUAAUGAGGCAGUUCACACCCCUCAAAGCUAUUGUCUCGGGUCCAGAAAACGGAGGCAGAAGUCACUGAAUCAGUUAUCUUCCAAAAUAUAAAUUUCUCCCGCCUUCGCCCAGCAGGUGGCGCUGUGAAGGCACACGCUCUCCGUGCGCUGCUUCCUUCAAGCCUGCAGUGAGCGCCUUCGGGUGCCGACCCCCCUACCUCUUUGAGCAACAGCCGAUUGGGUGGCUUUGCUGUCGAUCAGGGAGUCUGGGCGGGAGCAACCAGCCCUGUGGGACAACGGGCUGUCAGUCAGAAGAACCGGGCGCUGAUUGGGCCCUGCUUGUAUUGUUGGAGCGGGCGCGGCCCGGGCCGAGGCGGUAGGAGUGAUGGGAAGGCGCCGCCCGGAAGCGCUGGUGCCCGGUGCGUGCUGCCUUUGUUUUACUGGCUCCCCGAGCCAGGGAGGCGAGCUCAGGGGCCGCUGCGUAUCUUGAUAUCCUCUGGUAACGAACGGGGGGGUGUUGCUGGUUUCAAAAUUUUUCUAUGGCAUUGAGUAAGCAUUCUACAACAACAGUGAUAGACAUACUCCAAGACACCAAGAGAAAUACAGGGAGAAGAGAAACUACUUGGUGGUCAAGAGGAGUACUUCUGAAUAAAGGAAAGGAAUCUUAUGUUCUUAGAGAAGCCUAUAACACAUAACCAUAGAUGGCACCUAAACCACUUGGGAAGUGGGAAAAGUAUGGAAAAAGAUACUGUCGAGAUUGGGAAAGGGAAACUGGAUUAAAAGAAUGGAUUCGAAGUGUACCAGGAGAUGACACAAAGGCAGCAUGCAAAUACUGCGCAUGUGAAAUCAGAGCCCAUCAUAGUGAUUUGGUUGCACACAGUAAAACAAAAAAGCACAAGAGACAUGUUGCUUUAUUUUCACAUUCUUCUGAUAUGAAAAAACAUUCAUUUGAAUUUGAAGUUGAAAACCAAAAUUCAUUUGAUGAUGAUAUCACGCAAGCCAAAUUGGAUCAAUCUGUUAAUGUGUGCGCACUGAAGCUAGCGGCACACAUAGCUUGCCAUAUGAGCAUUUUCACAGUGGAUCACCUAGGCUGCAUUGUUGGAGGGAUAGCAGAGAAGGACAUUAGUCUGCAUAAAACAAAAUGUUCCACACUGAUUAGAAAUGUCAUUGGUCCUACUGUACACAAAGAACUUCUCAGAGACAUUGGCAAUGGACACUACUCGUUGAUCAUUGAUGAAAGUACAGAUGUAUCAGCACAAAAGCAACUUUGCUUGAUAGUAAGAUACUUCAGCAACAAGCUUAAAUGUAUUGUAUCAUCCUUUGCAGGGAUCAUUAACUUGACUAGAAGUGGUACUAUCACAGAAGCACUCUUGACAUUUCUAAAUGACAACAAGCUGAACAUAAAAAGGUGUGUUGGGAUUGCUGCUGAUGGUUUCAAUACAAGCUUAUGUGGAAAUAAGAAUUCAUUGCUCAAAAAGUUUUAUGAACUCAAUCCUUGUGGAGUUUUCAUCAAAUAUGUAAGUUACUCUCUCUAUUUGUGUUCUUCAAAAGCCAUUGAUGUGCUUCCAUUGAACAUAGAGUACAUGGUUUCACGGACAUACUUGUGGUUUUCCCAUAGCACUUUCCACCAGAAGAGGUACCAUGAACUGUAUGCUGCCAUCAGUGUUGGAGAGAAUUUCCUGAAAAUACUGCAGCUUACUGAGACAAGAUGGCUGUCCAUUAGCCCUUGUAUUAACAGAGUACUUGAUCAGUAUGAAGCUCUGAUGUUGCACUUUCAGUCUAUAAGAGACAAUGAAAGGGACUACAGUGCUGAGCUUCUCUAUCAAAUGUAUUCUGACCCAGUAAAUAGACUCUAUCUUGUUUUUCUGCAGCCUCUUAUUGAGGAAGCUAACAGGAUCAACAAGUUAUUUCAAUUUGAAACAGUUAAUCCAGUUAACCUUAUUGCUGAAUUAAUGCUGUUCUAUCAGAAUUUGGUACAAAGAGUCAUGAAACCUUGUGUCUUUACAACAUGGUCAUCCAUUGUAAAUUAUGAUAUUCACUGUAACAGGAACUACAUGCCUCUUUCAGAGGUUAACUUUGGAUCAGCGUUCCUAUCAGAAUUAAUAAAUGCAAAUCUUUCCUCACAUACAGUAGAUACCAUCCAAAGCAGAUGUCGAGAUUGUAUCCUUGAGUUUGCUAAGCAAAUAAAGCUCCGACUGCCUCCAAAUGUCCAUCAUCUAGAAUCUCUCAGCGCUCUGAGCCCUUCAGUUGUUCUCAGUCCUACAAAACCUGAAUUCUCAACCCUGUCUUUUUUGUCCUUGUGUAGAGGGGAUCAUAUCAAGUUGAAACAGCAAUGGAGAAAUCUGGAUGCAGUCUCAUGGACGAACACAGAAGAUAGCCAAAUAGAACAGUUCUGGAUAGAAGUUGCAAAACACACAGAUGAAGUUGGUGAUAAGGAUUUUGUUGAGCUAGGAUUAUUUGCCCUUGCCCUUCUCACCUUACCCUUCAGCACUGCAGCCGUGGAGUGUACAAUCUCACAAAUGAACUUGAUAAAAACCAAGUUAAAGAACAGACUGCAGGACAGCCUACUUGAAAAUAUCUUAAGGAUCAGGGCCUAUAUGCACCGAAAUAAGAUUUGCUGCAACCAGUUUCAGCCAUCCAAAGAGAUGAUAUCUUUGUUUAAUAAUGAGUUUUAUGCAAUUGCUAAUAGCAAGGAUGCUACAGAUGACUCUGAGGAGGAUAUAUUUUGAAAAGACUCAAGUGAAGAGGAUCUCUUUUUUAGAAAAGUAAGCAAGGAUUUUCAAAAUGGCUCAUUGCAAUUGAACUAUUUGAUUCAUGCAUUUAAAAUGUUCUAUCUACAAAUCCGUUUUCCCAUUCAUUUAGUAAGAACUACUUUUCACAGAGUAAGAUACAUUGCAUAAAACCACACAACCCUUUUAGAAGAGGAUUUUUGAAAAAUUUAAUGAGGCAUGCUCUAAUAGUAAUUCAUUUGGUGGGGGUGCACUUGACUGAAGAUGCUGAUUAGAGAGCGCACCAAAAACCCCUCUCCAUUAGCCUAUUAAUGUAAUGCAGUCAUGGCAUAUUUUUAUAUUGAGUGAUACAGAACUUGACACUACAUUUCUGUGCCUCAGUACAAUACUCUCAGUCAGGAGCCAAAUGGCUGGGUGAAGAUUAAAUAAAACCUGCUUUUUUACAUAUGAGUUUUGGAGGGCACUAUCCUUGAAUAAUUUGUAUUUAUGACUGUGUUAAAAGAGAUACUUCUAAGGGCAUUCUGCGCCAAAAAAAAAAAAAAAUCUGUGCACAAUAUUUUAAAAUUCUGCAAAACUCUACAAAUUUUAUUUGUCAAAUAAAUGUGGAGGCUCCACAUGGCAUUGGGGAGCAUAGGCCACUGGCUGCACAGAGGUGGGAGAUCAUUGUGCAGCUACCCCUUGGGAUUCGGACUCGGCGGUGAGGCUGCACCCAACCCUGACAGUGCUAGGACUGGGCCUGUCCCAGAAACACCCCAGGGCCCUUCCCCUCCAUCCAGGUGCACCAGGUGUGGGCAGGCAGGCUUGGCAAGGCAGGAACCAAGUGUGGCAGGGCUUAGCGUGGGGGAAUCCAGGGGUGGGUUGAGAGGGUUCUGUGUGCGGUAACCUGAGUGCAGGUGGCUCAGUGGGGGAUCCAAGUGCAGGGGGGAUCUGGAUGCACAGGGGCUUGUUGGGGGGUUCUGGGUGCAGCGGUAAUGGGACUCUGCAGGGGGUUCCAGGUGAAGGAAGUUGGGGCUCAUCAGAGGGGGUCAGUGUGGGGAGGAUAGAGCUCUUCAGGGGGGUCUGGGUUUGGGGGGCUCAGUGGUGGGGUACAGAUGCUGGAGGUGUGAGAAGCCCAGUGAGAGAGGGAUCCAGGUGCAGCUGGUUAGGGUUUCGGUGGGGUGGGGAUCUGGGUGUGCUUGGCUUGUCGGAGUGGUCCAGGUAUGAGGGGGUCUGGAUCCAUGGGGGUUGGGCGGAUGGGGGAGCAGCUCCCUGUGCAGGGAUCCCUCUCCCUGAAGCUGAGGAGCAAUAGGUGCAGGGGGGAAGGGGAGGGCACAGUUUGCAACUGGGGGAGAAAUCGGGGGGUGGGUGCCAUGCAAGGAAAGAGGAAGUCCUAGCAGCUGAGCCUGGCGCGGGGCAGGAGCUACCAGCCUGGUCUUCCCCAGUCCUGCCCCUGCCUCACAGUGAUUUACUUCUCUGAGAGCUGCUUUGGGCACCCAAAAAUACUCCUGGGGAGGGUCGCAUGACUGUUCUUGUGGCUUCCCUUUGCAGGAGAUGUAAAUUCUGCACAUGCGCAGUGGCGCAAAAUUCCCUCAGGAGUAAAGAGAAGUCUGAAAUUCAAAGUGGCAUAUUGUAAAUAAAAAGACUAAGGAUUAUUAAAAUAAUUGUAAGAUAGUUGUAAUUUCUUAAUGGUAUUGUCUUGUGCUUUUGGGACUUUUUUAAUUAGAUGAAUUAUGUACAAGUAUGAAUUAAUAACUAUUAAAAUAGUCUGGAAUUAUAACAGUGGAGGGUAACACCAUGAAAUAUUUUAACUGUUGAAAUACCUAUUUUGAACCCACUUUUAUUAAUUUUUAAUGUACAUUCUAAAUUUUUGUAAUAAACUGAUAUA
This is a messenger RNA of Caretta caretta (loggerhead turtle), 5156 nucleotides long. RefSeq lists its product as uncharacterized. Lineage: Eukaryota; Metazoa; Chordata; Testudines; Cheloniidae. The record is from RefSeq and is a predicted model, not a curated record.